GCCCCGCCGCGGGACUGGGGCGGUGCGCUACCUCUGCGGCGUAGGAACCGCCAGCGUUCCGAAGCCGAGGCGAGCAGCCAAAAGGCCGGCGAAGCAGCGCUGGGCUCCCUCGGCGCAGCUGAACCGGGGGCCUCGCCUGCCAGGCCGACGGGUCUGGCCCAGCCUGGCGCCGAGGGGUUCGUGUGCUGUAGAGACGCGGAGGAUCGAGGCGGCGCGGCCUGAGUGAAACUCAAUGGAAAAAGCAUGACAUUUAGAAGCAGAGGACUUAGCUUCAAAUCCCUGCUCCUUCACUUACUAAUUUUGUGAUUUGGAAAUAGCUACUCAAGAUGUUGAUGUUGCAGACUUGGCUAGUGCAAGCCUUGUUUAUUUUCCUCACCACUGAAUCUAUAGGUGAACUUCUAGAUCCAUGUGGUCAUAUCAGUCCUGAAUCUCCAGUUGUACAACUUCAUUCUAAUUUUACUGCGGUUUGUGUGCUAAAGGAAAAAUGUAUGGAUUAUUUUCAUGUAAAUGCGAAUUACAUUUUCUGGAAAACAAACCAUUUUACUAUUCCUAAGGAACAAUAUGCUAUCAUAAACAGAACAGCAUCCAGUGUCACCUUUACAGAUAUAGCUUCAUUAAAUAUUCAGCUCACUUGCAACAUUCUUACAUUUGGACAGCUUGAACAGAAUGUUUAUGGAAUCACAGUAAUUUCAGGCUUGCCCCCAGAAAAACCUGAAAAUUUGAGUUGCAUUGUGAAUGAGGGAAAGAAAAUGAUGUGUCAGUGGGAUCCUGGAAGGGAAACACACUUGGAGACAAACUUCACUUUAAAAUCUGAAUGGGCAACACACAAGUUUCCUGAUUGCAUAGCAAAACGUGACACCCCUACCUCAUGCACUGUUGAUUAUUCUACUGUGUAUUUUGUCAACAUUGAAGUCUGGGUAGAAGCAGAGAAUGCGCUUGGGAAUGUUACAUCAGAUCAUAUCAAUUUUGAUCCUGUAUAUAAAGUGAAGCCCAAUCCACCACAUAAUUUAUCAGUGAUCAACUCAGAGGAACUAUCUAGUAUCUUAAAACUGACAUGGACCAACCCAGGUAUUAAGAGUGUAAUAACGCUAAAAUAUGACAUUCAAUAUAGGACCAAAGAUGCCUCAACCUGGAGCCAGAUUCCUCCUGAAGAUACAGCAUCCACCCGAUCUUCAUUCACUGUCCAGGACCUUAAACCUUUCACAGAAUAUGUGUUUAGGAUUCGCUGUAUGAAGGAAGAUGGUAAGGGAUACUGGAGUGACUGGAGUGAAGAAGCAAGUGGGAUCACCUACGAAGAUAGACCAUCUAAAGCACCAAGCUUUUGGUAUAAAAUAGAUCCAUCCCAUACUCAUGGCUAUAGAACUGUACAACUCAUGUGGAAGACAUUGCCUCCUUUUGAAGCCAAUGGAAAAAUCUUGGAUUAUGAAGUGACUCUCACAAGAUGGAAAUCACGUUUACAAAAUUACACAGUUAAUGACACAAAGCUGACAGUAAAUCUUACAAAUGAUCGCUAUGUAGCAACCCUAACAGCAAGAAAUCUUGUUGGCAAAUCAGAUGCAGCUGUUUUAAGUAUUCCUGCCUGUGACUUUCAAGCUACUCGCCCUGUAAUGGAUCUUAAAGCAUUCCCCAAAGAUAACAUGCUUUGGGUAGAAUGGACUACUCCAAGGGAAUCUGUAAAGAAAUAUGUACUUGAGUGGUGUGUGUUAUCAGAUAAAUCACCCUGUAUCACAGACUGGCAACAAGAAGAUGGUACCGUGCAUCGCACCUAUUUAAGAGGGAACUUAGCAGAGAGCAAAUGCUAUUUGAUAACAGUUACUCCAGUAUAUGCUGAUGGACCAGGAAGUCCUGAAUCCAUAAAGGCAUACCUUAAACAAGCCCCACCUUCCAAAGGACCUACUGUUCGGACAAAAAAAGUAGGGAAAAAUGAAGCGGUCUUAGAGUGGGACCAACUUCCUGUUGAUGUUCAGAAUGGAUUUAUCAGAAAUUACACUAUAUUUUAUAGAACCAUCAUUGGAAAUGAAACCGCUGUGAAUGUGGAUUCUUCCCACACAGAAUAUACAUUGUCCUCUUUGACUAGUGACACAUUGUACAUGGUUCGAAUGGCAGCAUACACAGAUGAAGGUGGGAAGGAUGGUCCAGAAUUCACUUUUACUACACCAAAGUUUGCUCAAGGAGAAAUUGAAGCCAUAGUCGUGCCUGUUUGCUUAGCAUUCCUAUUGACAACUCUUCUGGGAGUGUUGUUCUGCUUUAAUAAGCGAGACCUAAUUAAAAAACACAUCUGGCCUAAUGUUCCAGAUCCUUCAAAGAGUCAUAUUGCCCAGUGGUCACCUCAUACUCCUCCAAGGCACAAUUUUAAUUCAAAAGAUCAAAUGUUCUCAGAUGGCAAUUUCACUGAUGUAAGUGUUGUGGAAAUAGAAGCAAAUGACAAAAAGCCUUUUCCAGAAGAUCUCAAAUCACUGGACCUAUUCAAAAAGGAAAAAAUUAAUACCGAAGGACACAGCAGUGGUAUUGGGGGGUCUUCAUGCAUGUCAUCUUCUAGGCCAAGCAUUUCUAGCAGUGAUGAAAAUGAGUCUUCACAAAACACUUCAAGCACUGUCCAGUAUUCUACUGUGGUACACAGUGGCUACAGACACCAAGUUCCAUCAGUCCAAGUAUUCUCAAGAUCCGAGUCCACCCAGCCCUUGUUAGAUUCGGAGGAGCGGCCAGAAGAUCUUCAAUUAGUAGAUCAUGUAGAUGGUGGUGAUGGCAUUUUGCCCAGGCAACAGUACUUCAAACAGAACUGCAGUCAGCAUGAAUCCAGUCCAGAUAUUUCACAUUUUGAAAGGUCAAAGCAAGUUUCAUCAGUCAAUGAGGAAGAUUUUGUUAGACUUAAACAACAGAUUUCAGAUCAUAUUUCACAAUCCUGUGGAUCUGGGCAAAUGAAAAUGUUUCAGGAAGUUUCUGCAGCAGAUGCUUUUGGUCCAGGUACUGAGGGACAAGUAGAAAGAUUUGAAACAGUUGGGAUGGAGGCUGCGAUUGAUGAAGGAAUGCCUAAAAGUUACUUACCACAGACUGUACGGCAAGGCGGCUACAUGCCCCAGUGAAGGACUAGCGGUUCCUGUUACACUUCGGCAGUACCUGUAAGAGUAAAGCUAAAAUAUUUUAUCUGUGAAUUCACAUUUUAAAAAGUCUUCACUCUGUGAAAAUGAUCAUUUGCCCUUAAGGACAAAAAUGAACUGAACUUUUACAUGAGCUAUUUCCAUUCCAGAAUAUCUGGGAUUCUACUUUAAGCACUACAUAAACUGACUUUAUCCUCAGACUAGCUAAAUAAUUUUGUGCUGUUUCAGGAUGUUUGCACUGAAGAAAAAUAGAAAGCUUACCUGAAAUUUAUAAAGUAAAACUUUUUGUUUUGCUACAUAGAAAACACAAGGUAUUUAAGAAGCCGGAACAUGCUUAGUGAGCACAGCUAUACUGAUUUUGAUUAGAAUAGUCAUCAAAGUGGCUUAGGGACAGUUAAUAUAAAAGAUUGGUCUAGACCUUGCUCCUCUAUCUACUUCAGCUAAAGUAACUUAAAAAGAGGUCCAUAGGCCAAAACUAUAUAAGCCCCAUUUUCAUAAUCUGACCAAAAAUAAAAGGAGUAGCCUCUUGUGUAUAUCAAUGUACACAAUAUUCUGUAGGUCCCUUCCGUUGGUAGUAAUGCUGCCAGUUAUUACUGGAGAAAAGGAAUUCUAGAGCUUUGACUUGGCAGAUUACAUUUUUUAUUCAAUAAUCAGUAAUCUCACUAGUUUUCAAAAAUUUGCUUAUUAUUGACAACUUCUUUAAAGAUCCAUUUUACAAACUCAACCGAGUGCCAUGACAAGAGCUAAGGGUCCCCCAAACUAUCUCAAGCAUUUAAAAAACUGCCAUUUUUAAAGGUUUAAAUUGUUAAUGUUUAUAUAUAAACAUCAUUGACCUUUCUUAAGUCUUCAGAGAAUUGGGUAGAUGAAGUACUUUAUUCAGCAUAUACCUUCAGCUUAAAUUGCGUUUUGAGUAUUUUUUUAUUUUUAAGUAGGCAAAGAUUAAAUUUUUUUUUAGUCAAUGUUUGAAGCAAACUAAGAGGACUUUGGCAGUGUUUACCAAAACAAAACAGAACCCCCAAAAAUGUACAUCUUGAUCUUAGUAAAUAUCCUUAUUGUAGAGACACUUAAUAAAGAGGUGAUAUUUUAAUAUCUGCAAUUCUGAGGUAGGGUGGAACUUAGUUUUACAUUGUGAUUUAGGUAUUUUUUAAACCUUUUUUCUUCAGGGGAGAAGUGGCCCAGGCCUUGAGUUUAGUGCUGAAGCCACUAGUGUGCUUAUGCUGUCCCCUAAUCACCACAUGUGACAUGAAGGCCGAGGCUAACUAUAUGGGCUAAGAAAGUAAGAGGAAAUUAACAAGGAUUAUUAGUGAUUGACUACUGUUAUCAAGUGAAUUCAGAGGAAACAGGUUUUUUAGCCAUAUUUAAGUUACAAAAAACAGGCAGGCUUAGAAUAGUUUCUAGAGGUUAUUGGAGAAUAAAAAGCUAAGAAAACUUGGUAUACAUUUAUAAUUGAAAUAUAAUUACACUUUUUACUCUCAGAAUAUUAUUCACAUUAGACUUCCUGUUUAUCUUUUAUAUUCUUACAUUUAUAUAAUGUCUGAUCCUUUCAAAGUUCUUUCACAUAUAUGAUCUUCUUUAUGAAACAAAGUAGAUGCUUUAUUCCGAUAUAUCCAGUUUCCCACUUCAGGCAAAAGUAGAUUAAUAGAAUGAUGAAUUCAAAGUAGAUGAGGGCAAUCAGGCACAGAAAAGUAUAGGGGGGAUAGAGAGACCCAAAUUCACACAAAAAGAUAAUGGCAUCGCUACCGUUUAAAUUGAUCAUCAAAGGCUGGGCUGGAUUUGUCUUGCUAUGUGUGUCAGGAAAUUUAUACCUUUUCCAUUUUCUUAAAAUAAGUCACGAUUGUAAUGUUCAGCUGCAACUUUUCUCAUAACACAGUGUCAUGAAGAAUAUUGUGGUGUGAAGUUUGUACAUUUCCGGGUCAGUUAUACAGCAUGAACUCAUGAUCCAAGGAAAUGAGAACGGAGGAUCAUUGAAGGCCAUGAUAGAAACAAAUUUGCAUGUUGAAGCCUGUAUAAAACAUGGUACAGUGAGUGAAUGCCCCCAUCCCCAAGAGCACUUUAUAUAUAUUAAAUGGAUAUAUGAUUACUGUGCAAAAAUUCAUUCUGGAAAUGAAUAUAUAUUUUAGCACUAAUAUGUGAUGUACAUUUUCUGCCCUAAGGAGAAAAUAAAUCAUAAAACUUGUUUCACAUUCAAAAUUACUUUCCCGAGCAUGUCCUAGAAUAAUCUAUGUGUUGAUGCAUGUAAAUUGUAUUUUAGAUAGGCAAAUCUGGUUUAUUGAUGUAAAAACUAGUCUAAUAAAGUUAGUGGCUUUAUCACU
This is a messenger RNA of Cebus imitator (Panamanian white-faced capuchin), 5410 nucleotides long. RefSeq names its product interleukin 6 signal transducer (gene IL6ST). The record is from RefSeq and is a predicted model, not a curated record. Gene Ontology annotation, cellular component: external side of plasma membrane; CRLF-CLCF1 complex; membrane. Gene Ontology annotation, biological process: cytokine-mediated signaling pathway; positive regulation of tyrosine phosphorylation of STAT protein. The transcript is spliced from 17 exons. Lineage: Eukaryota; Metazoa; Chordata; Mammalia; Primates; Cebidae. Bases 327 to 3083 code for a protein of 918 amino acids. Gene Ontology annotation, molecular function: cytokine binding; cytokine receptor activity.